AUCCUUUUACUGAUUGCGUCCAUCUUGACACCGAGACUGAGCUCAAGCUCAAACAGAGCAUAGGAGCGCCAGGAACGGUAGACAGGCGCAGUAUCAUUCAGACUCGCAUAUUUUAUCUUUUUCUGGAUUUAAAUAUCACGUAUACAUUUUGGGAUGCCUUCAAGUCACAAUAUCCAAGGAGGGAAAGCCUUUGGACUAUUAAAGGAGCAGCAAAGGCAAAAACUGGAAGAAAUAAACAAGGAAUACCUGGAAGACCAGAAAUACAGGGAUGAAGAUGACCUGGCUGAAAAAUUGGAAGGCUUCAAAAAUAAAUAUGCUGAGUUUGACCUGAAUGACCAAGGAGAGAUUGAUCUGAUGGGUCUCAAGCGGAUGAUGGAGAAGCUGGGUGUGCCCAAAACCCACUUGGAGCUGAAAAAAAUGAUCAUCGAGGUGACGGGCGGCGACAGCAGCAACACUAUCAACUACAGGGACUUUGUCAAGAUGAUGCUGGGCAAGCGUUCAGCUGUGCUCAAACUAGUUUUGAUCUUUGAAGACAAAGCCAGUGGCUCUCCCUGCAAGAAGCCAGAAGGACCCCCUCCAAAGAGGGACAUUACCAGCCUGCCCUAAGUGUAGUUGUGAGCCUCCAGACUGCUGGUGGAGCAGAGGGAGCUUUAGCGGUUGUGUGGAAUUGAAUCAUAUUCAUAACAUGGAGUGGCAUGUUGGAAUGGGACCAGCAAUUGAGACUGUUUUUGUGAAUAUACGGUCUGUGUGUAAAGUGUCUGUUAUUUGGAAGACUGAGCCCACAUCUCACUAAAUGACGUUUGACUGUGAAUAUUAUUAUUCAUCUUUUUUUCCCUCAAUUAAAAUGUAGCUUUGACAGUUGUACAUGUAAUCUCCUUGAUAAAUACAAUUUUGUACUAAAUGUUUUAUGGUUAUAUUUUAAGGGAAGAGUCCUUUUUUCCUUUUUAUUGAUCCUACAGUAGUUCCAUUUUUAGGGCCCAUUCAUUUUAUAAGAGUAGGGUGCUUUUGGAAAAGGAUGAGGCAAAGCGGAAGCAUUUCCGGCACAUCUUGUACUGUCCUCAGUGGUCUUGUGUGGAUUCCUGCCAGGCUAAUCUUGAUCAGGUGCCAGAGUUUACAGGGCUGGCCCUUCUCUGGGUCAAAGCCCUUAAAGCUGAAAUACUGAUCUA
This is a messenger RNA of Monopterus albus (swamp eel), 1166 nucleotides long. RefSeq names its product allograft inflammatory factor 1-like (gene aif1l). Lineage: Eukaryota; Metazoa; Chordata; Actinopteri; Synbranchiformes; Synbranchidae. Bases 154 to 606 code for a protein of 150 amino acids. Gene Ontology annotation, cellular component: ruffle membrane; actin filament. Gene Ontology annotation, molecular function: calcium ion binding; actin filament binding. The transcript is spliced from 6 exons. Gene Ontology annotation, biological process: ruffle assembly; actin filament bundle assembly. The record is from RefSeq and is a predicted model, not a curated record.